AGUGGCUUUUCCUUUUCCGCUGCGAACGAGUGGUGGUGGUGUGGUAGCGGGGGCUUGUGCCGAAAUAUUGCAUCAUGCCGCCUAAGUUUGAUCCCAACGAGAUUAAAAUAGUGAAGCUGAGGGCUGUGGGUGGUGAGGUUGGUGCCACAUCCUCUCUUGCACCCAAGGUUGGCCCCCUUGGCCUGUCCCCCAAGAAGAUUGGAGAUGAUAUUGCUAAGGCAACUGCUGACUGGAAGGGUCUGAAGAUCACUGUGCAGCUCACCAUCCAGAACCGUCAGGCAAAGGUGGCUGUAGUGCCAUCUGCUGCGGCUCUGGUCAUCAAGGCCCUCAAGGAGCCUCCACGGGACAGGAAGAAGGUCAAGCAUGUGAAGCACAAUGGCAACAUCACCAUGGAUGAUAUUGUGGAGGCGGCACGGAUCAUGCGCGAGCGGUCGAUGGCUGUUGACUUCUCUGGCACGGUGAAGGAGAUCCUUGGCACGGCCACCUCCAUUGGCUGCACCGUGGACGGCAUGGCCCCGCAGGACGCCAUCUCCAAGAUCGAUGCUGGCGAGCUGGAGGUGCCCAGCGAGUAGCAACACGCGCUAUAGAAUUUAUCUGUUGUUUCAGGAAAUACACGUCCAUUCAUCAAUA
Molecule: messenger RNA, 630 nt
Organism: Pollicipes pollicipes
Lineage: Eukaryota; Metazoa; Arthropoda; Thecostraca; Pollicipedomorpha; Pollicipedidae
Product: 60S ribosomal protein L12
Exons: 4
Coding region: 75-572 (165 amino acids)
Biological process (GO): translation
Cellular component (GO): cytosolic large ribosomal subunit; ribosome
Molecular function (GO): structural constituent of ribosome; large ribosomal subunit rRNA binding
Source: RefSeq, a predicted model, not a curated record